This is a messenger RNA of Spirometra erinaceieuropaei, 3102 nucleotides long. NCBI's taxonomy places the organism in Eukaryota, Metazoa, Platyhelminthes, Cestoda, Diphyllobothriidea, Diphyllobothriidae. The record is from the annotation of a GenBank genome assembly.
AUGAGUAGGCACCACAACAGGAGUAUAAAACCCCAGACGACUCCGGUGGAUCUCCUGAGACCUUCAGCUCACAAGGCCGCCGGAAAAAGAACAAAUGAACUCCUGGAUCGUCAUCACUGCGUACUCGUCCAGGGCCUAUCGGAGUCGAAUGCUUUUACCCCGAAGGAGAGUAUGUCCGCUGACCUCGAUAUGCUUCAAAACCUACUGAACAAGAUGCUUAAUUCAACUGAAAGCGUUACCAUUCGCGCAGCCUUCAGGAUCGGAAAGAAGAUGAGCGAACAAUCGGAAACUGUGCGGCCACGACCUCUGGAAAAUGUUUUGGGCAGUAAAGAGGAGACCAGCUUACUUCUGUCCAGCGGAGCGUCCGAGACACCGCGAAUUCAUGACGGAGCUGAAGAGGAGACUUGCAGCAGGAGAGAACAACUUGGCAAUUUUCAGGGGACGAGUGAUACAGAGGAAUGCGAUGUUGCUCUGGAACCAGCCAGUCAUCAUGAUGGCGGCAGCAACAUAAUAUUGGCAAGCCCGAGACAAACCGAACGAAGUACUGUCGAAUGUUGUAAACUUAAAUUCUUUCACAUCAAUGCUCAGAGUCUGUUUUCCAAGCUUGACGAACUGAGAAUGCAGGUAGCCGAUACUUCUUCGGAUAUUAUAGUAAAAAAAGAAACGUGGCUGUCAGGAAACGUAGGUGAUUGUGAGAUAGCACUAACAGGAUAGAAUAGAAUAGGUUUAUUACAGCGCCCCUUUGGCACUGUCAGGGUCCCUUGAACACAGAAAAAAAAACUAAAGAAAACUCAUCCAUUUCGACUGCACUUUGACUGCUUUUAUCUUGGGUGUCUCUUUAGCCAAUAGAGCGCGAAUUGAGAGUUUGUUUUAAGUUAAAAAGUACCUGAGUUCCAAAGAAACAUAACCACAAAGUUUUAAGAAAGAACGAUAUGUACAACAUAAACAUUGAAGUGUGCAGUUUGGUAGUUUCUGGGUGAGCAGGAAUAAUAUGUCCUUCAUGGAAAUUGAAGAACAUUGAUAUCGGCCUGACCUUGAAAGUUUUAUCCAGUUGGGUAAAUUUUGGUGUGUUCUUGAAAGAACCGGAAAGGCAGGUUUUGUUAAAAAGAGGAAAGGAACGUAGAGGCGAGCAAAAAGGAAGCAGGAGGUUUGUGCCGUGGUUUGAGUGUGUGUCUUUUCUCUGGAGUUUCAGGUGAGGACGGCGGACUAGUUCAAAGCGCUGUCGAAGACCCCGUGGAUAUUGUACCCCGACACCAUCUUCCUGACCACCAAGCAUCCCCUUUUACUUCCUGGGACUUGGUGCACCUCUGACUCUCCUUGUCCUCCCGUUUUCAUACCUCUCCCUCUCUCAAUGUAUUGUUUACCUGUUGCGCCUUCUUUGACUGCUCGGACCCUACCUGGUACGUUGAGAUAUUGUCUGAUCGCCUGAUGCCAAAAUCUAAGUACAGCCGUUCAGGAAAGGGGACAUCGACCCCGUCCACAUUCCCUUCAAUCGAGCGAGCCGACGUUAGUCAGGAACUAAUCCCCCAGCUGGAAACCCAGGACGACCCGCCUACUACAUUCUAGUUGGUGGUUGUCAGUCUAUCUGGUCAGCUCUAAAGGGGCGGUCGCACAUUUCCUUCGUGUUUUUCUGGAAGCUUGCCAUAUAUCAGGAGUCAGAAGCAUUCAAUGGUAAGUCGAAAUCAGAUAUGUUAAAAUAAUACUGAAUCAUGUAUCAUAUUGAAUCUUGUGAAUGUGACCUUAUAGGAGUGGUGGUUGACUGUUUACUAUGAUCUAAUAUAGUUCAUUUUAUUCAGUUUAUUUGGUAAGGAUAAUAGGCAAAGCCUUUGAAAACCCUAUUGAUUACAUGCCAGCUCGUUAGAAAUAACUGUACACGAGCAAUAAAAAUAUUCGCUAUUAAAACAGUACUUGAUUCAUAUGAGUAGCAUUGUAUCAGAGAAAAUAUUUCCGGGAUUGUGGGGUAUUAGUUCAGAUUCAGACUGUCGAGGGAAAACAUGGGACACAAAUAAUCAUCCAAACGGUUCUUGAAGAGUUGCAGAGAUGUAGCCUCCAAGACUGACUGACGGAGAUCGUCCCAUUUCUCCACUACUCUCUGCGUGAAAAAUUCAGAACGAAGAUUCAGCUUGGACAUUGUUGUCCGUGACUUCAUCGAGUUACCACGAAGAUUGGAUGAAAGGUGCCAUUAAAACACGUCCUCAAAGCUAAGUCCAUGCUCAAGGCCAUGUAUUAUCUUGUAGACGAAGAUAAGAUCACCUCUUUGCUGCCUGUAACACAGAGGGAAUAAAUUAAGGCAAUUCAGUCUGUCUGUGUAGGAUUGGCUUUUUAGACCGUUUACCAGCUUUGCUGCACGCCGUUGUACUCGUUCGAGGAAUGCCUGGUCCUUUUCUAGCCAUGGGCGUCAUGCUUUUAUGCCAAAUUCUAAGUGGGGCCGAGCAAAGGUGCCGUAAACUCUCCCAAAAUGGUCUUGGUCAAAGUUUACGAAAGCCCUUUUGAUUGCAUGCAACACUCCCAUGGCGUUUUUUGCAGCCUUGUGGCACUACAGUGUUGCUUUCAGGUUGCUAUGUAUCCAAACCCCGAGAUCCUUCUGUGAAGAUUCUGCGGGAGCCUUAUAUCUUUCAGGUGAUAUGCCCCCAGGCUCUCAUUUGAAUGAGAGUUGGUUGGACGCAGAUGAAGGACGGUACAAUUCUCCACAUUCAAAUCUAGAAGCCAUUUCCCCGACCACACUUGCCGUCGGUGCGAAUUAUCUUGAAGGGAUCUCUGAUCAUUCGGACCCUUAAUGACUUGCCAGAGCUUAACGUCGUCUGCAAACAUUAUUUUGCCGCAGUCGAGUUCCUGAAGACUGUCGUUAACGUAAAUGAUGAAGAACAAUGGUCCCAGAACUGAGCCUUGCGGCACACCACUGGUCACGUUCACCCAUUCUGACAUAUCAUCCCCGAUACAGACACGUUGUUUCCGACCAACCAGAAACGCCCUAAUCCAGUUCAGAAGAUCUCCCCGGAUGCCGAUGGCGCUCAAUUUGGAAAGAAGACGUUGGUACGGGACAGUGUCAAAAGCUUUGCGGAAAUCGAUGUAUACAACAUCGACCUCAAAACCCUCUUCUAG